CGCCCCUCCCGUGCACCCCGCCCCCCUGCACCCUUCCCUUCCCCGUGCCGUGCAGUGCCGUGCGGUGCCGUGUCCGCUGCCCGCGGGGCUCCCGGGGCCGGGCUGUCGUUGUGUUCCCGCCCGGUGCCCUCUGCCCGGUCCCUAUGGAGGAGCUGUGCCCCAGGGGGGCCGCCGAAGACCAUGCCUAGGAAAGCCGGGAAUGGGCAGCUGCCGCUCCCCCAGGGCUGGGAGGAGGCCAGGGACUACGACGGCAAGGUCUUCUACAUCGACCACAACACCAAGAAGACCAGCUGGAUCGACCCCCGGGACAGGUUAACCAAGCCUCUCUCAUUUGCGGAUUGUGUUGGAGAUGAGCUGCCUUGGGGAUGGGAAGCAGCAUUUGACCACCAGAUUGGAGUCUACUACAUUGACCACAUCAACAAAACCACACAGAUAGAAGAUCCCAGAAAACAGUGGAGGAGAGAACAAGAGAGAAUGCUCAAAGACUACCUUAUGGUGGCCCAAGAUGCUCUCAGCACACAGAAGGAACUGUACCAUGUGAAAGAGAAAAGGCUCGCUCUGGCUCUGGAUGAAUAUAUGCGAUUAAAUGAUGCUUACAAGGAGAAGUCGAGCUCCCGCACAAGCUUAUUCUCAGGAUCUUCAUCCAGCACUAAAUAUGACCCUGAUAUUCUGAAGGCAGAGAUCUCCACGACACGGUUAAGGGUUAAAAAACUGAAGCGAGAACUCUCACAGAUGAAGCAAGAAUUACUGUACAAAGAACAAGGGUUUGAAACACUUCAACAAAUUGACCAGAAAAUGUCUGGGGAACAUAGUGGAUAUGAACUUAGUAAGGCCAAAGCUAUUCUAACUGAAAUGAAGUCCAUCAGGAAGGCCAUUAGCUCAGGAGAGAGAGAGAAACAAGAUCUCAUGCAGAGUCUCGCCAAGCUGCAUGAACGGCUUCAUUUGGACCAAAGCAUUGGGAGAUCUGAACCAGACUUAAGGACCGACUCCGUGAGCUCUCAUAUAUCUCUCUCCAGACAGACCCUCGACGCUGGGUCACAAACAGGCAUCUCUGGAGAUUUUGGAGCAAGAAAUAGAGCCAACUUAGCGGAAAAGGUCAGGUUAAGUCUACGGUAUGAAGAAGCCAAAAGAAGCAUGGCCAAUUUAAAAAUUGAGCUGUCAAAGUUAGACAGUGAGCCCUGGCCUGGGCACUUGGAUGUUGAGAAGGAGAAACUGAUGCUGAUUAAUGAAAAAGAAGAAUUUCUGAAAGAGCUUCAGUUUGUUACACCCCGAAAACGUAGUCAGGGUGAAUUGGACUACCUGGAAGGCCAGAGGAGGCUUCUAGAGGAAGAGCUGCUGUCCGUGAGAAACACACCUAGUCGAGCCCUCACCGAGAGGCUAAAAUUGGAAGAGAGAAAAAAGGCACUGCUAAAAAGACUUGAAGAAACUACCAAAUUAACUACUUAUUUGCAUUCACAGAUUAAAAGUCUCUCUGCCAGUACCUUGUCCAUGUCUUCAGGAAGCAGUCUGGGGUCGCUGGCAUCCAGUCGGGGGUCUCUGAACACCUCUAGUAGAGGGUCACUCAAUUCCCUCAGUUCCACGGAGCUCUAUUAUAACAACCAAGGGGAUCAAAUUCCAGACUUGGAUUAUCAGUAUAAACUGGACUUUCUAUUACAAGAAAAAAGUGGUUACAUUCCUUCUGGACCCAUUACCACCAUUCAUGAAAAUGAGGUGGUGAAGUCCCACAGCCAGCUGGGCUCCAGUGACUCAUCUGGAUCCUCUGCAGCAGGGCCUGCUUCAAAAUUGACUGAGCCACCCAAAUCUGUGACGUCCCUCUCCUCCAGAUCCUCCCUGUCCUCCUUGUCGCCUCCUGGUUCUCCUCUAGUUCUGGAAGGUACUUUUUCUAUGUCUGCCCAGGAUACUCCUCUCCACCAACUCACCACAGACUUCGAAGACUGUGAAUUGACUAGCCAUUUUGCAGACAUUGACCUUACCGAAAAUCAGAUGCUGCUGGACUCAGAUGCAAGGGUAGCAUCACAGGCUCUUGCGGAGGACAAAGAUACUGACGAAGGUGUUAGGCAGUCUUUAUCGCCAUUAAGUGAAGGAACUUCAGGUGCUGAAGAGCAAUUUCCAAGGAGGACAGUAGGCCACUUACUGGAAGAGAAAACAGCUUGCGUGUCUGCUGCUGUGUCUGACGAGUCUGUGGCUGGAGACAGUGGUGUCUACGAAGCAUCAGUGAAACAACCUGGUGAAAUUGAGGAUGUUCUCUAUUGUGAAGAUGAUGCUUUGAUUCUAGAGACCGCUCAAGUGCAGAUAGGACUCAGAUAUGAUGCUAAGAGUUCCAGUUUAAUGGUGAUUGUAGUACAACUCCGAAACCUUCAUGUCCUCUCUAUAUCUCAGAGCUCAAGAGUGUAUUUUAGGAUUACAGUACUCCCCCCCUCGGCCGACAUCAGUUGUCUCUUUCGCACAAAAGUCCAUCCUGCUGAAGAAUUCAUUUUGUUUAAUGAAAUAUUCAGAGUGGCCAUUUCCCCGGCAGCAUUGCAGCAGAAGACAUUAAGGGUGGAUGUUUGUUCUGUCAGCAAAGACCGGCGGGAUGAAUGCCUGGCCGGAACUCAAAUCAGCCUAGCAGAUUUUCCCAUUGCAGAUGAUUUUUUCACUCUGUGGUAUAACUUGCUACCUUGCAAGCAAAUUUCAUACGGAAAAAAUGAAGAAGACGGUGAAGAAGUUGGGUUUCAUCAGAGUCAGCCUUCACUGGGCCCCUUAGACCUGCACGCUGUGUCUGCUUUGCUGGAAAGAACGUCAGCUGAGUUACAGGCUGUAGAACAGGAAUUGUCACAAGAAGCAGAGGAAGAGGAAGAAGAGGAAGAAGAAGAGGGACAGCGGAAAGAUUCAAGGAGUCUGGAGGAAUAUUGGUUAGAAAUGUUAGCAGAGACCUCCAAUGAGCUCCUGGCCAAGGAAGAAGCAGAAGCUAACCUGUCAGAGGGGAAUGACUUAACAGAAGAGUCUGGACCAUGCACAACUGUGUCUAAGUCGAGUGAGGACGAGAGUGGGAAAGAAACCAGCCAUACCAAAGACCCUCAGAGUCAGCUCCCUACUGCCAUGCCCAGCCUGGUUGAUAAAGAGACCAACACCGAGGAAGCAUUUCAUGAAAAUGUGGCCGUCCGACCUAAGGAUCGUUCCAGCCUGAGCUCUCGGCAGCAUCCCUUUGUUAGAAGCAGCAUGAUUGUGCGCUCCCAAACCUUUUCUCCAGGAGAGCGGAACCACUACAUCUGUAGGUUAAACCGAAGUGACAGUGACAGUUCCACGUUGGCUAGAAAAUCCCUCUUUGUGAGAAAUGCAACAGAACGCCGUAGCUUGCGGGUCAAGAGGACCGUCUGCCCGCCAGUCUGUAGAAGAUCGGCACAAGAACACCCCCCGCGCACAUCUCUUGACUUAGAGCUGGACCUUCAGGCCUCUUUGACCCGGCAGAGCCGCUUGAAUGAUGAACUCCAAGCCCUGAGAGACUUGCGGCAGAGGCUGGAGAACAUGAAAACCCAGGGAGAGCUGGCUCUUUCCGCCGCCGUGCUGGAGGAUGAGCGGUUUCAGAAGCUCCUGAAACAAGCUGAGAAACAGGCUGAACAAUCCAAGGAGGAGCAGAAGCAAGAUUUGAAUGCUGAGAAACUGAUGAGGAAAGUCUCCAAGGACGUGUGUCGGCUUCGGGAGCAGAGCCAGAAAGUACCCCUUCAGGUGCAGUCAUUCAGGGAGAAGAUCGCCUAUUUUACAAGAGCAAAGAUUAGCAUCCCACCCUUGCCAGUGGAUGAUGUGUAAAUUACCUAUUUUGAAUCAUUCUCCCACCUGCUCACUCGGAGGCAGGUGAAAGGGGUGAACUUUUCUCUUCGUUUUUUUUUGGGGGGGGGUAACCAAUUCUUUCAGAUCUUUUAUUUUGCAUCAGACUAUAGAUGUGUUUAUUUGUAAA
Molecule: messenger RNA, 3934 nt
Organism: Phascolarctos cinereus (koala)
Lineage: Eukaryota; Metazoa; Chordata; Mammalia; Diprotodontia; Phascolarctidae
Gene: WWC2
Product: WW and C2 domain containing 2
Biological process (GO): regulation of DNA-templated transcription; regulation of hippo signaling; cell migration
Cellular component (GO): cytoplasm
Molecular function (GO): molecular adaptor activity; kinase binding
Source: RefSeq, a predicted model, not a curated record